AUUGCGGCUGUUUAUUAUUAAGUAGUGCUAGGUUUUUGUUUUAUUUGUAUUAAUACGAGUUAAAAGCAGAGCAGACACAAAUUAACUCACCAUGGACAGACCACAGAAAAUGCCCAAGGUGGCGAAGGUGAAGAAUAAAGCACCGGCUGAGGUGCAAAUUACGGCGGAACAAUUGCUGCGUGAAGCUAAGGAGCGCGAUCUUGAGAUAUUGCCACCGCCACCCAAACAAAAAAUCUCCGAUCCAGCCGAGUUAGCGGACUAUCAGCAACGCAAGCGUAAGACGUUUGAGGACAACUUGCGAAAGAAUCGCAUGGUCGUUAGUCAUUGGAUAAAGUACGCACAAUGGGAGGAGCAGCAGCAGGAGAUUCAGCGAGCGCGAUCCAUAUGGGAACGCGCAUUGGACAACGAGCAUCGCAACAUUACCAUCUGGCUGAAGUAUGCCGAAAUGGAGAUGAAGAACAAGCAGGUAAAUCAUGCGCGUAAUCUCUGGGAUCGGGCUGUCACCAUUAUGCCGCGUGUCAAUCAAUUUUGGUACAAAUACACCUAUAUGGAGGAGAUGCUAGAGAAUGUGGCCGGUGCUAGGCAAGUCUUCGAACGCUGGAUGGAGUGGCAGCCCGAGGAGCAAGCCUGGCAAACAUACGUUAACUUUGAGCUGCGCUACAAAGAAAUCGAUCGUGCACGAGAGGUAUACGAAAGAUUUGUGUACGUACAUCCCGAUGUCAAGAACUGGAUUAAGUUUGCACGCUUCGAGGAGACGCACGGCUUCAUACAUGGAUCACGUCGUGUCUACGAACGUGCCGUUGAGUUUUUUGGUGACGACUAUAUCGAGGCGCGUCUGUUCAUUGCCUUUGCCCGUUUCGAAGAAGGUCAAAAGGAGCACGAUCGAGCGCGCACCAUAUACAAAUAUGCGCUGGACCAUCUGCCCAAGGAGUGCACACAGGAACUCUUUAAAGCAUACACCAUACACGAGAAGAAAUAUGGCGAUCGUGCUGGUAUCGAAGAUGUAAUUGUGUCCAAGCGGAAGUAUCAGUAUGAGCAGGAGGUGGCCGCCAAUCCGACCAAUUAUGAUGCCUGGUUCGAUUACCUGCGUCUUAUCGAAGCCGAGGGCGAUAAAGAUGUAAUUCGUGAGACCUACGAACGCGCCAUAGCAAAUAUGCCACCGGCCAACGAAAAGAACUAUUGGCGUCGCUACAUCUAUCUGUGGAUCAACUAUGCCCUCUAUGAAGAACUCGAAGCUGAGGAUCUUGAGCGCACCAGACAAGUGUACAAGACCUGCCUGGAACUAAUGCCCCACAAACAAUUUACGUUCAGCAAGAUCUGGUUGCUGUAUGCGCAGUUCGAGAUACGCUGCAAGGAUCUGCAACGUGCACGCAAAACUCUCGGCUUGGCCAUCGGUACAUGUCCCCGCGACAAGAUUUUCCGUGGAUACAUUGACCUAGAGAUCCAACUGCGCGAGUUCGAACGCUGCCGCCUACUCUACGAGAAGUUUCUUGAAUUUGGUCCCGAGAAUUGCGUCACGUGGAUGAAGUUUGCUGAGCUGGAGAACCUACUCGGCGACACAGAGCGUGCCAGAGCUAUUUUCGAGCUGGCAGUGCAGCAGCCACGUUUGGACAUGCCCGAGCUGCUGUGGAAGGCGUACAUAGACUUUGAGGUGUCGCUGGGAGAGAUGGAGCUGGCCCGUCAGCUCUAUGAGCGUCUGCUCGAGCGUACGCAUCAUGUAAAGGUGUGGAUGUCUUUUGCCAAGUUUGAAAUGGGUCUCAAUCAUGGCGAGGAAGAUGCCGAGCUGAGCAUGCGCUUGGCUCGUCGCGUCUAUGAGCGCGCCAACGACAGGCUGCGUCAGUUGGGCGACAAGGAAUCGCGUGUGCUUCUGCUUGAGGCCUGGCGUGACUUUGAGCGUGAGGCGAACGAUGCGGAAGCGCUCCAAAAGGUGCUGGACAAGAUGCCGCGACGCAUUAAGAAACGCCAGAAGAUCGUCUCCGAUGAUGGCGUUGAGGAAGGCUGGGAGGAGGUCUUCGAUUACAUAUUCCCCGAGGAUGAGAUGGCGCGUCCAAACCUGAAAUUGUUGGCUGCGGCCAAGAUGUGGAAAAAGCAAAAGGACACCACCGACGAAGAAACGCCAGUGGCAGAAGCUCCAACGGAAUGAAACUCCAUGAUACCCUACCGACCAGUUCUGAUUAUAACAAUUAAAUGUGUAAAAUAAAUUUCAGCUUUGCAUUAGUUUUUUUCAAAUGGA
This is a messenger RNA of Scaptodrosophila lebanonensis, 2233 nucleotides long. RefSeq names its product protein crooked neck (gene crn). The record is from RefSeq and is a predicted model, not a curated record. Gene Ontology annotation, cellular component: Prp19 complex; U2-type catalytic step 2 spliceosome; post-mRNA release spliceosomal complex. Gene Ontology annotation, molecular function: protein binding. Gene Ontology annotation, biological process: mRNA splicing, via spliceosome; spliceosomal complex assembly. NCBI's taxonomy places the organism in Eukaryota, Metazoa, Arthropoda, Insecta, Diptera, Drosophilidae. Bases 92 to 2143 code for a protein of 683 amino acids. The transcript has 2 exons.